AUGCUGAGAUUAGUCAGACCAAUCAGAACGUUCUCAUUCAUAAGACCGCUGCUCAACGAAGGGUCCAGCCGCCACAGCCUCAGGCAGGAGGAUGGGGAGGUCAAGAUCAAAGUGGAACCGCUUCCAAGAAUUAACGAGUCUACAGAGAAAAAGAGAAAAAGAUUGCUUUACCAAUCCCGCAAAAGAGGCAUCUUGGAGUCCGACCUGCUAUUGAGCAGAUUCGCCGACAGAUACCUGGACACUAUGACCCCGAGCGAACUAGAAGAGUACGAUAAGCUUCUAGACGAGCCAGAUUGGGACAUCUAUUACUGGGCAACUAAGAACUAUGAUGUUACUCCCUUGCCUGACAAGUGGAAGAACUCCAAGAUUUUGAAGCAAUUACAGCAGCUGAGCGAAAAUAAAGAGAACGAGAUCCUCAGAAUGCCCGACCUCAAAUAA
Molecule: messenger RNA, 438 nt
Organism: Ogataea angusta
Lineage: Eukaryota; Fungi; Ascomycota; Pichiomycetes; Pichiales; Pichiaceae
Exons: 1
Coding region: 1-438 (145 amino acids)
Biological process (GO): tricarboxylic acid cycle; mitochondrial electron transport, succinate to ubiquinone; protein-FAD linkage
Cellular component (GO): mitochondrion
Source: RefSeq, a predicted model, not a curated record